ACCCGAUAAUUUGUAGUAUAAAAUGCACUGUGACCAAGUGCGCGCCAUUGCAGUAGCCAAAGCGCCGCGCCAGCAGUCACAAAUCACAAAUCACGAAAAGCACAGCCGCGCGUCAACAACUCCUAAAAAUAUGAAAAAUCUCAUUUUUUUGCUCUGUUGCAGUGCACUCCUGCACGCCAUCGGCAGCGCUGUGGCCAAGCCGGCUCCACAUGGCAUCACCACCACCACCGUCGCGCGCACACCCGCUGUCCUGACCGCGCCCUCUUACACGGUCGCUGUAACGCCCGUCGUCACGGCGCAUAGCCAUCAAGUGGUCGCGCACAACUACAAUGGCCUCUACGUGCCCGCCGGCUAUGUGCCAACCGCGUAUCCCUACUCCUACUCCUAUCCGGCGACGACCUACCGCUACGGUUACGGUUAUUACCCGGCUUACGGCUAUACUUAUGGCUAUGGCACCGCUGUGCCGACGACGGCCUUGUGGCGGUGAUGUGUUAACGCUAAUAUGCGCAAAGCUCAUGCGGGCGCGAGCCGGUGCCAGCAUGUGUGUGCGGGUGUAUGAGUGUGUGUGUGUGUGUGGGUGUCUGCGUGCGGUGAAGUGCGGAUUUGCCAGGAUACGCGCUGCUGAGUUGAUGAGUUUGAGUUUGUUUUAUGUAACGGUGAAGCAGCCGCUUGAUGUGCACUCUUAUCUGCAAUAUUUUUGCACUUGGCUUGAUGUGUGGCAGGAUAGACGGCGGUUCAUGAGCGACCGUGCAACGUGUGGGCUUUGCAGCAGCGCGACGGCGUGGCGCGUGUGUCGUUUGGUGUGGCAUGCAAUCUCUGUGGCAGGCAGCGGCUAAAUACGAUGUUAUGAAAUAUGUACUCACAAGCAUACACACACAUACACACUUGUAUAAGUUAAAUAUUUUGCAUUUAAAUAAAUAACAGUAAACGAACUAA
Messenger RNA from Bactrocera dorsalis (oriental fruit fly), 936 nucleotides. RefSeq lists its product as uncharacterized. The transcript has 2 exons. The record is from RefSeq and is a predicted model, not a curated record. Bases 23 to 487 code for a protein of 154 amino acids. NCBI's taxonomy places the organism in Eukaryota, Metazoa, Arthropoda, Insecta, Diptera, Tephritidae.